Zingiber officinale is the source of this 937-nucleotide messenger RNA. RefSeq names its product NEP1-interacting protein 1-like. The record is from RefSeq and is a predicted model, not a curated record. The transcript has 4 exons. Lineage: Eukaryota; Viridiplantae; Streptophyta; Magnoliopsida; Zingiberales; Zingiberaceae. The coding region runs from base 141 to 773 and encodes 210 amino acids.
UAAAUGCAAUCGGUGUUCAAAAACAAAGCAGUGAAGAACACACUUGGUAUAAUAAAAAAAAGGCACCUCUGGUAUGUGGCUUAAAGUAAAUCACUUGAAUUCUAUAACUUCAAAGAGGUCGUUCAAGCAAUUUCCACAUUAUGUCCUUAGCCCAUCCUGCAUGGAUUGCCUCUCUUCUUCUUCUUCUUCUUCUUAUUCUUCUUCUUCUUUUUCAUAGUUUUGGAUACAUAUGCAUGCUCUCCAAGUUGUUUGCAAGAGUAAUCUGUGCCGCUUUGACUUGCGUCUUUGCAAGUGUUGGUUCACUGGUUGGGGCCAUCACAGGUGCUCUCAUAGGCCUUGCCACUGACAGUGGUCUUCUCAGAGGAUCUGGGAUUGGAGCCAUUACAGGCACCGUCUUCUCCAUCGAGGUCGUCAAAUCGUCUCUCAAUUUAUGGAACUCCAGGGACUGUGGCAGUUGGAGCCUUCUCUAUCUGAUGAAUGCACUCAGUUUGCCAUUCAUGGAGACUCUUGAUCUUUAUGAGACUGAUGGAAACACCAAGGGAAUGCCCAUGGACGAAGUCGAGAAGCUGCCUAAAUCCCAAGUCACUGCAAGAGGCAGUCUUGAUGAAUCAGGGGAGAGAAUAAGCUGCUCAGUGUGCUUGCAGGAUCUGCGAGUGGGAGAAAUGGCGAGGAGAUUACCUAUUUGUUGCCAUAUGUUUCACCUGCCAUGCAUCGAUACCUGGCUCAUCAGGCAUGGCUCAUGUCCCCUGUGCAGAAGGGAGGUUUUUAAUUGAAAGGUUUUUUUUUUACCCAAGGCAAUGGUGCAACGGCAGGGCCAGGAUAUUUUCUUAAUUUUUUUUAAGUAUCUAAAGAUUAAGUCUAAUUAUAAUGAUUUAAUAGAUGAAUUUCUUUUCAUGGAUAGUUAAUGUAAAAAACUGGAUUGAUACAUCGUCUGCUA